Molecule: messenger RNA, 2979 nt
Organism: Centropristis striata (black sea bass)
Lineage: Eukaryota; Metazoa; Chordata; Actinopteri; Perciformes; Serranidae
Gene: lnx2b
Product: ligand of numb-protein X 2b
Exons: 10
Coding region: 501-2588 (695 amino acids)
Molecular function (GO): ubiquitin-protein transferase activity; protein binding; metal ion binding
Source: RefSeq, a predicted model, not a curated record
CGGUGUGUUCACCUGCAUGGACUCUUCCUGUGCUGCUGCUGCUGCUGCUGGUUUGUGGCUUUCAAGUGUGUUUGCUCGAAACUGGGAAAGUCGCCCAGUCCUCGCCUGUAGGCUGAACUACACCUGGGACAGCAGACUGGGAUAAAACAGCGGCAGCAAUGCGGUAAAAAAGAAGAGGAAAAAUGUCAGGAGAAGCUCCUGCAGCGGUGUGAAACCUGCCCGGUGGUUUUGUUUUAGGGUCUGUUUUUAAUUCAGUGAGUCAACAGUGGGCUCUUUGUUUUAGCUAGCGACACGUUAGCUGCUUCCGGAAAACAACCUUCACACAGAAAAUCAAAAUGAAGACAUGGAGAUAACACUGUCGACUAUGGGUCAUCGUUUUCACACUUUGAAUGGAUUUUAACUGCAGACAUGCAGACGUAGACUUGUGACCGGACAGUUUUAAAAGAGAUAAGAGGACGCUGAGCAUUUCCAGAGACGUUUGGACUGAUCUUCUUCAGCCAAUGGCGACAACAGAGACCAAAGUUCCCGGCAACAGCAGCGCCACGGGUCUGUCGUGGGCGCGGGUGUGUAAGGAGUGUGGCCAGCAGCAUGAUGGCGUGGACAGCCACCUGUAUGAGUACCAGGAUGAGGUGGAUGAUGAACUGGUCUGCCACAUCUGCCUGCAGCCCCUGCUCAGACCUAUGGACACCCCUUGUGGCCACACAUACUGCUUUCACUGUCUGAGCAGCUUUUUAAAAGAGCAGGACUUCUGCCCCGUGGACCGCCAGCGGCUGCAGCUCCAUCAGUGCCGUCCCUCCAGUCUGCUGGUCAGGAACCUGCUGGACAAGCUGACGGUGAUGUGUCCCCACUCCACAGAGUGCCAGCAGCAGAUGCAGCGCUGUGAACUGCAGCCUCACCUGCACAACAGAUGUCCUGUUUUUAGAAGACUGAGGGAGGAAGCGGAGAAAAGGAAGAGGCCCUCGUGGAAUGAGCUAAAGGGGCGCAAGAGUGACGGGGAGUCGUCUGGUGAUGCUAAACAUUCAGCUACACAUUCCCGAAAUCCCAGCAGAGAGCAGCCCGAGCCUGGGCUCAUUAAUCCUGCCUAUGAAGAAAGUGAGGAUGCAGACAACACCCCCCUGCGGUCCAGUCUGGUGGCGGAGGCCAACGUGGUGGAGCUGUUCAGAGAGGAGCCGGAGGAGGAGCUGGGCCUUCGCAUCGUGGGGGGGAAAGACACGCCGCUGGGGAACAUCGUCAUCCAGGAGAUUGUCCGCGAGUCUCUAGCAGCUCGUGACGGCAGACUGGCCCCAGGGGACCACAUCUUAGAGGUGAACGAUGUCAGCCUGGCUUCGGUCCCUCACUCCCGGGCCAUCGCCGUGCUGCGGCAGCCGUCCCUGCUCAGACUCACUGUGAUGCAGGAGAAAGGCUUUAAAUCGAGGGACCCGCGCUCUGACCCUUCCUCUUUCACCACGCCCAAUAACUCUCAGCCCUCUCACAGCCCGCACGGCAACGGUACGUCCAAUCACAACCCCAGCUCGGUCCUGCAGGUGACGCUGGUGAAGAGCCAGCGCUCCGAACCGCUCGGCAUCAAACUCAUCCGCAAGUCUGAUGAGAGUGGCGUUUUCAUCCUGGAUCUGCUGUCGGGUGGUUUGGCAGCCAAAGACGGAAAACUGAGGAACAAUGACAAAGUGCUGGCCAUCAACGGACACGACCUGAGACACGGGACACCUGAGAGCGCCGCCCAGAUUAUACAGGCAAGCGAGGUGCGUGUGAACUUCGUGGUGUUGAGGCCUGCAGAGACUCAGGAGGAAGGAGGCAGCAGCAGAGAGGGACAGCACAGCCGAGCAGCCAGGAGGCCGGAGCCGCAGUACUUCAGGCGGCGCUCCACAUACAUGAAGGAUCCUCCAGGUGGGUUUUCCAGCCAGGAGAAGAUUGUGAGCCUGAAGAAGGAGCCUCGGCUCUCCCUGGGCAUCACCAUCGCCGGGGGGAGAGACUGUCGCAGCCGUCUGCCCGUCUACAUCACCAGCGUGCAGCCGGUCGGCUGUCUGCACCGAGACGGCACCAUCAAAAGAGGAGACGUUCUGCUGAGCAUCAACGGCGUCGAUCUCACUCAGCUCACCUACAACGAGGCCGUUUCUGUGCUCAAGGCUCAGACGGCUCAGUCACAGGUGGCCCUGCGCGUCAUCCAGACGCUGUCCGAGGACCCGGAGGAGGACAUGGAGGCUGCAAAUAAGGACGAACUGGACGAUAUGGACGACCCGCGAGAUGACGCCCUCAACUGGACGCCGCUGUGGACUCGCUGGCUGGGAUUACCCAGUCCCAUGCACUGGUGUCGGGACAUCGUCCUGCAUAAGACCAACAACGAGAGCUGGGGCUUCAGCAUCGUCGGCGGCUACGAGGAGAGCCACGGCCAGCAGCCGUUCUUCAUCAAAACCAUCGUGCCUGGAACACCUGCUCACUUCGACGGACGCCUCAAGUGUGGGGAUGAGAUCGUGGCGGUGAACGGAGCCACCACAGUGGGAAUGAACAAUUCAUCACUCAUCCCCAUGCUCAAGCUGCAGAAGAAUAAAGUCACGCUGACUGUGGUGUCCUGGCCCGGGAGCCUCGUGUAGCCAAACACACCUGCACAUUCACUCUCUUUUCUCUCCGUCACCCUCCUGUAAUUGUUCAGAGCACACACAGAUCCUCGCCCUGCUCAGCUGCAUUCUCCACUGGGCCACUCGCUGUCACUCCCACAGUUCAUAGUGACGUCACGGCGUCGUUCAGCCUUUUCAUCGGUUAUGUAAAGCAGAACGUGUGUGUGUAAGAACCGACUGUGUAUAAAAGGAAGCACUCUGUCAGGCACCUGUUUGUUCCACUGUCCUCUGACACUCAAAGAGCAGAUGAUUGCACAAAAAUGGGUUUAAUCAGGGUGCAAAAAUGACGACAAUCAGUGAAUUAUCCCACGACAAACUGAAAUAUGGUUGUUUUUGAAACACCUUUUCUUCUGAAUACUUUUUUAUU